CAGCAGUUCAACAUCUUUCCGGCGAUCUUUAGCCGCCAGCUGAACUUCUCGGCCGGCGGGCAAGCGGGCAAGCUAAGCAUGGACGAGCUGCGUCCGAAUUUGGUUGGCGGGCUGCUGGGUUUGCAGCAGGGCCUGCUGGAGGAUCAUGCCAGCAUGCAACACGGCGGCGUGGCGCAGGACACCAAGUUCAUGUCGUUCCAGGAUCAGCGGCUAAUGGGCAUCGGUGGCUCGCAUGAGAAUCGGUUGCUCAGCCUGGCCAGCUCAGUGCAGGACACGCGCUCGCCAAUCACCACGCUGGACAAGUCGUCCUCCUCGUCGCUCAACCACCAGCGCAAGUGCAGCAGCACGCCGGAGGACUUUAGUGCGCUUUACUCGGGCCUGCCGACGCCUGGAAUGGACUCAUCCUCGCACCACCACACGCCGGCUCACACGCCGCCGUCGCGUCUCUCUGACCACACCAUAUCGGCGGAAGGUGCCUUCAAGAAGCUCAAGCCGGAACCCAACAGCGGCCUCUCGACGGUUUCCGCCGGCAUCACAUCGCCCGGAAGUGGAUUAUCAACGCUGAGUCAGCACGCCGGCCACACCCCAACCACAGCAUCCUGCCCGACGCCAGCCAGGCGGAGACAUCGAACCACAUUCACACAGGAACAAUUAGCGGAACUGGAAGCUGCAUUCGCCAAAUCGCAUUAUCCGGAUAUUUACUGCCGCGAGGAGCUGGCGCGCACAACAAAGCUGAACGAGGCGCGGAUCCAAGUCUGGUUUCAGAAUCGUCGCGCCAAAUACCGCAAGCAGGAGAAGCAGCUGCAAAAGGCGCUGGCACCGUCUGUGAUCCCAUCCUGCAACGGGAUGAUGCGCAACAUCCAGGGCUAUAGUGUCUCGCGUGGCUAUCAGCCAUAUCCGCAUCACAAUACCAUGAAUCGCUAUCCCCAGGAUCUCUUCCAAAUGGGCGCCUCCUCGUAUCCAGGCAUGACGCAACCGUUCUCCAUGGCGCACAGCUCGAACAUGGGCUCCGUGGGAGUGCGUCAGGACUCGAUGGGUAUGUCACCAGAGGACGAGUGGUACAACAAGAGUCUGUCCGCCCUGCGGAUGAACUCGUCGCAUCAUCCCAACCUAUCGGCCCCGAUGCUCCAAUACCAGACAUAAUCAAAGACCUUUGACGACUUCUUUUAAAAGAUCGCACCUCAAGCGCAGGAUGAGCAGCAGCACAAGAAGAAGGGAAGACUGGAGGAGGAGCAGCAGCAGCAGGAGCAGCAAUACCAGCAGCAGCAGGAGGUGCGAUGUUUUAAGGGCGAGUGCGUCAAACGGUGUCCCGCAGCAUCUACCAAAAACAUACAUACAUAUGUCUCUGUCUAUAUCUAUGCAUAUAUCGCUGUAUAUAUGUACAUAGUAUAUAUACGGGUGUGUGUCGUCGUCAGUCAUUAGUUUCUAGUCCCGAGGAUGUACGAUCUGCGUAUCUAGUAUCCCGCAAGCAUCUCCUAGUAUCGCUGGGAUCGUCGCAAGAUAAUACUUAUAAGACUUGUUGAUAUUAUUCUGUUUGUUUUUUUUUUUUCAACAAUUUUUUUUGUGUGUGAAUCCAGAGCCAAGUCGUUGGAGGAGAGGAGCUAUGCGACGAGGGCGUGGUCGCAGCUAAGAGAAAGAACGAAGAGGUAUUAUUGUAAUAGGCAACUAGUCAUAGGUCUAAGCGAAUUGUGUGUAUUGAGAUUUUAGCGUGGCAUUAUAUCGGCGUAACGGUAAAGAUAAAGGUAAUGGUAAAAAAAUCAACUAAAGCAAGCAUCAAUGCAUACAACAUACAUUUAAAUAAAUACGCACAUGUAUUGAGAUAUGUACUAGCGAUAGCAUAAGUCAGGUUGUCUAGCCCCCCCAAAAAGAAGGAGGAGGAUCAGAAGGAGGAGGAGGAUGAGGAGGCGGCGAGGGGCAGGAGUACAUCCUGAAUCCAGGCUGCCGCAUGCAACUCUUUGGUUGCUUUCAACGAGUUUUCAUUGCCUGCUCACUAUAUACUAAUAUAGCUUACUCAACAUACAUAUAGCCCCUCCGUCCCCCCUACCCCACCCAGCCCCUUUCCCCCCGAAGAGCCCCAAAAAAAGAGAACCCAAAUCAAACUACAAAACUUUCUAACUAAUUCAACAUGUGUCGAAACUAAUUGUAAGAUGAUUUUUUUUAGCUAAGCAAUGCAUUAACGAGUUAUAUUUAAUUGUAAUACUAAACGAAACCAAAAACCGAAACCACUAUAAUACAUCACCUAUAUAUAUUUAAAUACGAAAAGAAAAACGAAAAACAAAAAACUAAAAUGCGAAAGCAACACGAAAACUACAAGAAUCAUG
This is a messenger RNA of Drosophila kikkawai, 2321 nucleotides long. RefSeq lists its product as uncharacterized. Gene Ontology annotation, biological process: regulation of transcription by RNA polymerase II. The record is from RefSeq and is a predicted model, not a curated record. Lineage: Eukaryota; Metazoa; Arthropoda; Insecta; Diptera; Drosophilidae. Gene Ontology annotation, molecular function: DNA-binding transcription factor activity, RNA polymerase II-specific; RNA polymerase II transcription regulatory region sequence-specific DNA binding.